Molecule: messenger RNA, 10063 nt
Organism: Thamnophis sirtalis
Lineage: Eukaryota; Metazoa; Chordata; Lepidosauria; Squamata; Natricidae
Source: RefSeq, a predicted model, not a curated record
AAAAAUAUAGAAUACAUAAUAAAAGCACAUUCAGAUUUAUUCUAAUAACAGAUACAUGUAGAAUUGUCAAUAUUCUGGCACUGAUAUAUAUAUAUACAUAUAAUUUGAGGAAAUUAAACAUUCUUUCUUUAAUUUUAGGAUUUGAAAGUAUUCUAGAAGGGCUGUUUGGAGCUGAAUUAUUAAAAGAUCUGAAUUUGCUUAAAGACUUUGAACCUGAAGGUGUCUCUGAUUGGUCUUUUGAUGAAAAUUGUCUUUUCUGCUGUUUGAGAAGAGAAAAAGUGAAGGAACAUUUCGUCAGUCUGGAUGAUCCAGCAUUGGAAGUUGGGCAUCACGCUCUGCUUAAACAAGAGCAAACAAAGAUCACUUGGUUUGAGAGGCAAGCAGAAGAAUUCCUCCAUGAAGUCUUUUAUCGAAAAGGUAGUCCCAGGGUCUCAGACCCCAACAUUCCCUUAGUGGCCCGCGAGAUCAUGCAGCGGAUGAUCCGGCAAUUUGCUGCUGAAUAUACCUCAAAAACUAGCUCUACUCAGGACUCCAGUUCGCCCAAUAGCACAAAGAACCAAAGCCUGCUGAAAGCAUCUCCGGUUGCCUCAUCCACUGCAGGUGCAAGAGCUCAAAAUCCCGUGCUCAGCAAACUUCUCAUGGCUGACCAGGACUCACCCUUGGACCUCACUGUCAGAAAGUCACAGUUGGACCCUAGUGAACAAGACGGAGUACUUGAUCUGUCCACUAAGAAAAGUCCAUGUGCAGGCAACGCCUCCUUGAGCCAUUCACCUGGCUGCUCUGCUACUCCUGGGAAUGGGCGACCUGGGAGACCCAGCCAGCACCAUGCAGAGGGACUUCGGAGUGGUGAUGGGGUACCCCCAAGAAGCUGGCAGGAUGGAACGAGGGAAGGGUCUGGCCACUCCACAUCUCUCAAAGUUCCAUUGGCUCGAUCACUGCAGAUAAGUGAAGAACUGCUGAGCAGAAACCAGCAUGCUACCGCUGCCAGCCAUGGGCCAUCUGGGUUGCAGAAUCACGGACAGCACAUGAUAUUAUCCAGGGAGGCUUCUUGGGCAAAACCACACUACGAAUUCAACUUUACCCGAAUGAAAUUCAGGGGAAAUGGUGCACUCCACAACAUCAGUGACCUUCCUUUUCUUACAGAAAACUCUGCUUUUCAAAAAAUGGCACUUCAAACUAAACAGGAUGGGAAAAAGGACAUGAGCCAUUCAACUCCUGUGGAUUUAAAGAUACCACAAGUUCGAGGCAUGGACCUUUCAUGGGAAUCCCGUUCUGGUGACCAGUAUAGCUAUAGCUCUUUGGUGAUGGGUUCACAAACGGAGAGCGCGCUUAGUAAAAAGUUAAGGGCUAUCCUUCCGAAACAAAAUAGGAGGAGCUUGCUGGAUCCUGGACCAGAUUCCUGGGGCUCAGAUGCUGAGCAAUCUACCUCUGGACAGCCAUAUUCCACCUCUGAUCAGGAGGGUGAUCCCGGCUCUAAGCAACCUCGGAAGAAAAGAGGCAGAUACAGACAAUACAACAGUGAGAUAUUGGAGGAAGCGAUUUCUGUGGUGAUGAAUGGGAAAAUGAGCGUUUCCAAAGCUCAGAGUAUUUAUGGGAUUCCCCACAGCACCCUGGAGUAUAAAGUGAAAGAGAGGCUGGGCACUUUGAAAAACCCUCCAAAGAAAAAAAUGAAAUUAAUGCGUUCGGAGGGACAGGAUGUCUCUGUAAAGCUUGAGAUAGAUCCCCAGAGAGAGGCAGCACACAGUGCAAAUGAGUCAAAAGAUGAUUAGGGAUGUUGUAGAGUGCCAAUUACAUAAUAAACUGAGUGAGCACUAUGGCAUUGUUCAACUCCAGCUGUGUGUACCUAACUCCUCUUCAAUCACCGGGUGCAGAACAUGUUCCAUUGCAAUUCAGCAGAGACUUGUGAGGGCACAGGGGAAAAGGGUGCUCUGAAUGUUGCAUAUUUGUAAAUUUUCUGGCUCAGUAUGGCUUAGAGCCUUUUUGUGUUUUGUUUUGUUUUGUUUUUUGGCCUUUUGCAUGUUUCUCUAAUAUUUUAUAGAGAAUUGAGUUACCUCACAAAAAAUGCAGACAUGGAAGUGGACUGCUUGCCUCUUGAGCCUGCAUGGACUUUCAGUUAUUUUACUGGGUUUGCUUUUUUCAUAUGGCCUUUUAAUAAUAAUAAUAAUCCCUUUCUUGAGCUCUUAAUACCAGACUUUGAAAACAAAAGUGGAUGAUUGGAUUAUACUUAGAUUUCCAGUUGGUUGGAAAGAAUUUUUUAAAAUAAUAAUUGGUCUGUUGGAAUUCAGAGAUUUGGGGCUGGUUUGUCAUUGGAUCUAAUAGGAGCCAUUUUGUUUUCAAUUCGGGAGGGUUUUUUUAAAUGGUUUGCAAUCUGCUUAAUGCUCACCUGGUGAGGCGGGUGGGAAUGGGAUGGGGGGGAAUCUUUACAUACGUACACUACCUGCAAAAUGCUUUGGUUAAUUUCUUUGGAACACUAUUUUCAUUGUAAUUUUCUUCAUUCUUUUAUAAAGGUGAGGGUUAGACUUGCCUGUUUGAGGAUGUAGCCUUAUCUCAAGAAACUCCUUGUAUUCUAGGAGAAUCAGGGUACACUGAAUGAUACACUAGGGUAUUCCUCAUUUUAACAAGAAUAUGGUUUUUUGUGACCAAUAUGCUUUUUGUAGAUUUGAUCCUGAGUUCACUAGACUGUGUGUUUCCAACAAUUAGUUAAAACAUACCUUUCUGGGGGUCAGAAAUACAUAUAACAUUUUACUAUAUUCUUGGGCAAACAAACAAAAACCUUCGUAAAUUCACUAAUUUCUAAAUAUUACAACCUCAGUAGUCUGACUAAAUAGUUGUAUAAAUGAAGGAUCUAUGUUAUAAUGUUCAGGGAAGAAAUUUUUACAAAUUUUAAUAAAACCUAUAAUCAGAUCAUUCUGGUCUGGUUUAGGCUGAGCAUCUUAUCGAGCUAUAGCUGUCAGGGUUGAACACCCAAUGGGUGUUUCCUUUUUAAAUACUAAAGUUGCCAGUAACAGGAAAUGUUCUUGCAUCUCCUGACAUUUUGUUUUUGUUUUAUCCACUAUUGAUUUAAUAGUGGAGUAGCACACACAUAAGUAGAUCAUCUGAAGCACUCCUAAUCCACAAUUCAGCCUUUUUAGUUAACAUCUUUUCAUUCUUAUAUUUUAAGCUUUAAGUAAAGCUUUCUGGAUCUGCAUUUUCACUGAAUUAGACUUAAUGGUUCUUCAGGUAGAGAGACAAUUUGAUCAUAGCUGUGCAAAAGAUUGAUAGGACUCCAUUCUAAUUUGCACAACCAAAAGAGGCAAUGGGAUUUGUAUGUAAGACGACGUUAAGCACUGUUCAUGGUUAGUUUUUGUCCUGAUGACUGAAAGUGGAUGCUAUGAUUCAUAGGAAGAUGGCCUAAGUAACCCCAAGACUGCUGCUUGAAUUUGGGGCAAUUAAUUGUGGGUCUUCUUGAUUUCUUGACUGAAUACAGUGGAUUGCUGGGAAGCAGAGGUUAGGCACACCAUUGCUGUCAUGUUAAAUAUGCACUUCUCAUUCUUGAGAGAGAUUGGGCUUCUAGCCCAUAUAUGCUUUGUACUACUGUUAAUGUACUUUUUUUAAAUUGCUUAAUGUAUUUCCAUACUCAAAAAGCAGAGUUCCUUAGCCUGUCCUAUAUGCCAUCUCAGUACAGACAUCUGUUUAAAGCCCUGUAGUAGUAUAGAAACUCUGCAAUAUAAUCCAGUUUCACUGGAGAUUGCAAUAAAAAUGCACUGUUUUGAAUUUGUGGUUUCAUCUGCUAUUGAAAGUGUGGGGAGAGGGUUUGCUGCAAGCUAGAAGUGUAACACUUGCAUAGACUUUAGCUGUCUGAGGUUUAACCUUUUGUGACUGUUUUUAUUUAAGUGAUGUAUGAAUUGAGUUCCGUAAAAAUCUGUUAUUAUAUUUGGUGUGCUCAUUGUGCUUACUUAAUAUUUUCAAUUUGUAUCAUUAAGUGGAUGACAAUCGUGCAGCAGAAAAAUGGUGUGCCUACCCUUUAAUGCUGCAGUUUAGAAGAGAACUAAUUGUAUGUCAUUUCAGACCAUAGGUUGAGAACUGUAAAUAGAUAGUGAUAGUUGUGUAUUCUUAUUGCUUUGGUUAGAAAAUGAAUUAAACAACCAAACAAUUUUCUCAGAUUUAAGUCCUGGGACCUGAAGAUUGUAAGAUUCUUAUCUACAAAGCUUUGAAAUGUAACACUUAUUAUCUGUGAUCACUUUCUAUUCAGGUAAAAAAAAAACCAGAAGCUUUGGAACAACCAUAUUUCCUCAAAAGGUCUCUGUUUUUAAAAAGAAAAGAAAAAGUAGGUUAUUUUUAAAGCACUAAUUGCAUUACUUUGGUAAUUGCAAUAUAAAAUAGCCAUUAUUGUUUUGUGAAGCAUGUUUAAAAUUAGUUGUCCCUUUUUAAAAUUUCAGAAGCCUCUCAAAAAUAAACAAAACGCUGCUGAAUAUUCAAAAGAUAUAAAUAUAUCUAUAUUUUAUCUUAUUGUAGGUUUUGUAAACUUAGUCGUAAUAUUCAGGUGCACCUUUUUAAUGUUAAACUUUUGUUAUAAGAUUUCAUCUUACUUGUUUUUUCCAAUGUGGCUCAUCCUGUGGCUGUAUCUUGCUUUAGAUCCCUAAGUGGUCCAUUAAAGUCAGACUGCUCUAAUAGGCGCCUUUGGUGUAGCUUUGAGUAGUAUUUGGGAGCAUUUCGCCUGUAGAAAAAAUGGAUUCAGUGUUUACCCAUUAGCAUGUUCAAUAUUCUGCUGAACAGACAUUUGCAUGACCAAAAUCCCAACUGAUCAUAGGUUGAAGUGGGAAAAUGUGGUUUGCUACUGUCUUUUUAAGAAAAUCUUUGUUUCCUCCCAUUUCUGGACAUUCUUGCAAAAUUUUGCUAGAAAUGUUUGCCUUGUUUUCCUUGCUGAUUUCCAUGGCAGGUUAAGGAAUAACCAAGUGCAAUGUUUCAGAAGUUAAGUCUGUAGGAGGAAAGUUGGGGCAUUUUUAUCAUGUAUGUUAAACCUAGAACCAGAAUUUUUGUAGAGAUAUGGCAUAUCUGUUGAUGGUGUUGUUUGCACCUGCACAACAGAAAUAAACUGUGAACAUCAUUUAUGGCAGCCUUUGCUUUUAAAGACAGUAUAUGAAGGGUGAGUUCUCCCCUUUACUCCCAGCCCAGAAGACUAAUGACUGUGUGUGUGUGGAUUUGAGAGAGAGAGAGAAUGUGAGUAUGUGUGUGUGUGUAAAAAAAUGUUUAAAAUCAAGUUUUCUAUUGUAUUGGAAUUUAGAUGUUGGUUGGUGACCUUUUGCUGCAGCAGGUUAUACAGAUGACUAAGGCUUAGUGUUGUAGGGGUACAAGUGUGGAGUUAAUUAUUGUACAGUUCUGUGGAACAAGCCCCGUGUGUAGAAAAUGUACCAGUUUUUUACUUGGAUCUGUAAAAUAUAAAAGUUAUUUCCUGAACAAUCUGGAGAUCUGAUGAACAAUUACCUCUCUAUCAGCUAUUUUAGGACCUCAUUUCCAGUGCCCCAGGCCUCUUCACCAUACUGUAGUUAUAAAGAAUUCAGGUUAUAGGAUUUGGGCUAUAGUCUUACUUUUAAUUAUCCAAAUGAAAUAAUCCCCAGAUUGAUUAAUUAGAAGCAUUUAAAGAUCCUACACUUGCAUCCCUCCAAAUGCACCAAGAAUAAAUCAAUAUUUCUUGCGAAUUCCAAGGCUGCACCCAUCUGCCUAAAGAAAAGCCUAGGUUGUAUGUAUUCUUAACUAUGUUUUGAAAUAAAUCUAAAUAACUAAAUAUUGUUUUAAGAAUACAAUUUGUCUUUUAAAGAGGAGACCAGUUUGGAACUGUUUUCUUUGUAAUAGUUGAUUUUGAAUAUUGUCAAGUAUAGGCAGUUGAGGGAACUUGAUUUUACGUAGAUACAAUAUUUAGUCAAUUCUAAUUCAAUAUACAUUUUGGAUUAAAUGCUUAUAAAUAUUGUGAGUUUUUUUAGAGGUGAAAAGAGUUAUGGCACUUGGGCAGAUGGGGAAGCACAUUUACCAUUCUCUUCUCCUAUUCAAAGCACUUUGCUAGAGCUCUAGAAAUUUAAGUCAUCUCCUUCAGUCCAAAGGUGGAAAGAUUAAUGUGCGAAACGAGAUUGCCUGAAAGAUUUAGGCAGCCUUCAAAAGAACAGUUUGUAAUGUAAACAAUUGAGAUAAGACCUCUUUUGCUUUCUUCCUUGUAGUUUCAAAAAAAUUAUGUUCUCUCCCUCUCCCUCCCUCUCCUUUUGAUAACUUGAAUUUGCUGACUGCAUAUUUUGAUACUUGCAUUUGGUGUUUUUAAUCAUUUGUCUACUUAUUGUCAGACUUUGUUUAGAAACAAUACUAUGCUUCUUCAUAUUUUAUAUUUGGUAGAGAUAGUCAUAUAGUUUCGAUCCACACUUACUGUUUUACUUCUCAGUAAAUAAGCAACAGGUUAAUAAUUUACAUGUCUUUUAACAGUAAGGAUCUCUUUACAGAAGUAUUUGCUUAAUAGGACAAAAUUGCUGACUAUGAUAGGUGAAUAAUUGGUAAAUUAUUUGGUCAUUGCUUUCCCAAAUUAACUUGUGAAAUACAGGUAGUUUCUAAGCAGUUUAAGAAAUGAAAAGAAAUUAGUUUAGUAGCUGAGAUUCUGGUUCACUUGAGACAUGAUAAUUAUUUUCCAUCAUUCACCCUACCAACAAAUUUUAGCUUCUUUCCAUCACAAAAGAGGACAAUGCAGUAGCAGUAUCAAUUAUUAUAACACCUUACAUUUGACUACUUGAUAAUUGGAUAUUAUCAUAAUUAUCCUAUGAAUUUUGAUAAUUCUUCAUAGGAAAGAAUGUGGAACAAGUUGAUCAGGAAUCAUCACUAAAUCAGAAGUGAUCUAUGGAGCUAAAAGGAAUGGAAUUAAAAGAGUUGAUUAUGCAGCUCUUGAAUAUAGAUCUUUUGGUUAUUUUUUAGAUAAUACAUCAUAGAAUAUCUAGCCAUGAGUUAAAAUUUAACAAAUGAAUAGGUUUUCUGCUAAAUGUAGAAUUAUGCAAUUAUAAUUUAAACAGAAGUAAUAGACAAACUUUUACUUCCUUUCAUUUGCAGAUGAUAUUAUGUAGGCAGAAGAUCCAUACUCAAGAUACUAUAGUAAGAAAAUAUUAGCCAUUGCAUGCUUUCUCUGAUGGAUAACUGGAUUUUGUACCUUUUGUAUAUCAGUAGCAUUCUUGAUAGGACAGAAGUAUUCUAAUUGGAUAAUGUCCUGAAAGUACUCAUUAUAUUUUCUUCAAAAAAUUACCAUCCUACUUAUAACACUCCCAUUAAUUAUUUUUCUAAAAUUCCAAGAUCUUUCUCUUAUAUUAGUACAACAUAUUCUAAGAAUCCUUAAUAAGAAAAAACUAACCGAGGGUAACAGGUUUAUAAAAAAUUGAUGGAGUUAUUUCUUCUCCCAUUCUGCAGUUAUGGGUGUGCCGCCUCAGUCUUUAAUGUACCUCACAUUUGGUGCUACAUUUACCAGAACGUCACAGUUUUUGUAAAAACACCUAUUAAUCUUUACAGUCCAUUAAUAUACCUGUCUAAUCAGAUUUUUAAAAACAACAAAAAGAAAAGCAGGAGAAGGACCUUCAGCACUUUUAUUAUUGCAACUCUAGUCUUAAUUUAUCUGGUCUUCAAGUCUAAGGUACUGUUAAAAGUUUCAGUCCACAAAAGAUUUAUUGCUUUUAGGUCAGAUGAUUUCUAUUGAUAAUAAAUAACUCAGUUAUAUAAUGUUCAGGAAACUUGUAGGCAUACAUGUCUGAUACUUUACAUUUCAAUAGACUAUUUUAAAGACCAUUUAGGGCUUUAAAUUUUGGGGUAUAAAUGUGGGAGGCUAAGUUAAGUUUCCUAAAUGAAGAAUAAUUGUAGAACAUUGUGUGGAAUUUGGUUUGAGAAUAUAUCACUAGGGAAAUGGGUAGGGAUUUUUCUCCUUUUUAUCUUCAGGGAAUGAGCAGUAUUUAGAAUCUUUGAUUGAAAUUCAAGCCUUUUUACCGUGUAAAUUUUAAUAUAAAUUUACUGACAAGCUUUUACAUCAGAGGACUGAAAAUGGAUCUUAAUGUUUAAGUAGUUGGAUGAUAUAUUUGUUAUGCCAUUAACUUGUUGAAUGGUAUAUUUCUUAAAUGAAGGGAGAAUUUUAAAAAACAAACUAGAGUAGCAUACCAGCAUUAGUGAUCUUAAGGGAUUUUAUAAUAUGUUAUAGAGAAAAUACAUUAAAAUCUAACCUUGAAUUGCUAGUCUGUAAUUAGGUGCAUCCUAUAUUUAAGUUGUUGGAAAGAGGGUCCGUGGCGGCUGUCGUGUGCCCUAGCCUCAAAGAAAAAAACCUGACAGAUGGCAACUUCUCUUGAGUCCUAUUUGGGGUAGCGAUCUAUGGGACCUUUGUUUACAGUAGCUAACUACUGCUUAAACAUGUAUAAAUAUGUUUUGAGUGUUUGCUCAUAACUUUCUAACCUCCACUCAAUCGUCAAAUGUUGGUAUUUUAUCAGUCCACAGUGUAAGUUUUAAACUAAUGUGCUUAGGAUUCCAGCUUGUACACACACUGUUUGAAAACCCUCAGGGACAGUUUACACACUACCCUCAUUCAAUUCAGGUACUUGUACACUAUUCUUAAACCUAGCAGUGACUCGUGGGGUUUUUUUUGUUUUUGCUUUUUUUAAUGUGCUAAUAGCGCAUCCUUGAUGAAUGUCAAUUUAAACUCAGUUCAGGUAUCCAGGUAUAACUCAGCCAAACGGAUUUUAAAGCUGCAUAUUACUCUCCAGCACGCAGUGCCUCAGACACGUAGUGGCAUUCUGUAUAUUCAGUUAUUACUACUGAGCAAGAUCGCAGGGGGGGUUCCUGAUAAUUAUGUAUUGUAAGAAAUUUCUAUAUAUAGUAUGUGUAUUAUGAUAUAUACAUAUAUAUUAUAUAUGUAAUCUUAAAUAUUUAAAAAUGCCACUACCAAGCCAGCACAGCUAAUGUCAAAUACAUUCCUACUUGCCUCUGUAAAUAGAGCAGGGGCAGCUUCUCAGUCUAGCUGUGGUUUCUCCUUCAUCCUAGGUACUUCUAAGCUUGAGCACUGGCCCUUGGAUGUCUGACCUCUACAUUCUAGUUAUGCAAUGUCUCUAGGAAUUCUGUGCACUGGCCACUGUGAUGGAAGCCAAUGGGUCAGAUGGGCUCGAGUUUAUUAGUAACCCUUCUGCCAAAGUUGAUGUAAUAUGGCAAGUGUGUAAAUUUUUCAAAUAAUCAGCAGGAGCACAUAUGUUGUGGAAACAGUAUGAUCAUUUCCAAAUUGUAGCCCUUUUCAGGUGUUUCACCUCUAGUUGCCGUACAUUGAUAAUGACUGAAUUGGGAUUUCACAGCUCUAAUAAUGGGUCUGUUGGUGAACAUUAAAGUUGGUGUGAGUAACAUAUUAGAAUAACUACAACUGCUUGUACUGGCAUCAGUUUCACUGUAACUAAACACUAAUGAUGCUUCUGUAUUAUUAUUUGAUGCUUUUACACUUUAGAAAGUUCUCUGCAUGUAAAAUAUGGGAAAAUGGCAUUUUUACAGACCUCUAAAAGUAUAAGUGUCAUGGAAAAAUAAAGCAGGAACCCCCUUUUUAAUCUAUGGACCUCAUUUCAAUAUACUGUUUACAGUUUGACGGAAUUGUAUAAGUUAAUAUUUCUCUUGUACUGUAGCUUGUAUUUAUUUACAGAUUUUUUGUACUGUGUGAUUUGAACUUUUUUUGUUCCUUGCUAUGAUCAACAUUUUAUGUAGUAGAGCACUUAUGAUCACAAAUUAAGGUUUUUGGUUUGAUUGCACUACAUUUAAUUUUUAAUGCAGUUCUGAUUUUUUGACUGGACUUAAUAAGCUGUGUCUUAAUAUAUGUGAUAAGUACUUAUAAAAUUUUAAUUCAUGUGGUUCUCUCUCUCUCUCUCUCUCUCUCUUUUCAUUGUAUGUCAAAAUGCUGAUUCUAUUGUGCAUGUAUAAGGGUUAAACAACCCUCUUGUAUUUGGCCAUGUCAUUUUGGAAACACAUUCCCAGCUGUAAUAUGUAUGGUAGUUUUCACUGGAUGCUAGACUUUUCAGAACCACUAUUCUUCUAAUAAAUUUUGUUGUGAAAA